AUGAUGGACGGCGAGGAGGGAGAGGGGGGACCCAACAGCCAGGGCGACGGGAACCCCAAAGAGAGCAGUCCUUUCAUCAACAGCAGGGACCUGGAUCAGAGCCAGCAGUAUGACGGCAAGACCAUGGCUCUGUUUGAGGAGGAGAUGGAUACCAGUCCAAUGGUCUCCUCUUUGCUCAGCAGUCUGGCCAACUACUCCAACCUGCCGACGGGCAGCAAAGAGCACGAAGAGGCCGAGAACAACGAGGAGGGUCCACGGCCGUCUAAGAAACCCGUGAAGGCUCCACAGCUGGGCACCCUGAUGGGCGUGUACUUGCCGUGCAUCCAGAACAUUUUUGGGGUGAUCCUCUUCCUGCGGAUGACUUGGAUGGUGGGGAUCGGAGGCGUCCUGGGCUCCUUCAUAAUCGUCUUCAUGUGUUGCUCCACGACGAUGCUCACGGCCAUCUCCAUGAGUGCCAUUGCAACAAAUGGAGUGGUGCCAGCUGGAGGCUCAUAUUACAUGAUCUCUCGCUCUCUGGGGCCCGAGUUUGGCGGAGCCGUCGGGAUCUGCUUCUACCUGGGCACCACCUUCGCGGGUGCCAUGUACAUUCUGGGCUGCAUUGAAAUUCUGCUGAUUUAUAUCGUCCCCCAGAUGGCCAUCUUUAAGAUCGAGGGCCUGGAGGGGCCGGAGGCCGAGCUGGCCCUCCUCAACAACAUGCGGGUGUACGGCACCAUCGUGCUGAGCUUCAUGUCGCUGGUGGUGUUUGUCGGAGUCAAAUACGUCAACAAGCUGGCGCUGGCCUUCCUGGCCUGCGUCAUCCUCUCCAUCGUGGCUGUUUACGCCGGAGUCAUCAAGACCGCCAUCGACCCCCCCGUCUUCCCCGUCUGCCUCCUGGGGAAUCGAACGCUCCUCUCCAAGGGCUACGACGUCUGCGCCAAGGUCGUCGAAGUGGACAACGAGACCGUCACCACCAAGCUGUGGAGGACCUUCUGCGAUUCCGACACCCUCAACGCCACCUGCGACGAAUACUUCGCCGACAACGAUGUCACGGAGAUACAGGGCAUCCCAGGGGUCACGAGCGGCAUCCUGGCAGAGAACCUGUUUGGGAACUACCUGGAGAAAGGGAUGUUCCUGGAGAAGCGCGGGGUCGCGUCGGAGGUGAACGCCGACGCUCCGCCAACCAACUCCAACCGCUACGUCCUGUCGGACAUCACCAGCUUCUUCACCCUGCUGGUCGGGAUCUACUUCCCGUCUGUCACAGGCAUCAUGGCGGGUUCCAACCGCUCCGGAGACCUGCGGGACGCCCAGAAGUCGAUCCCCAUCGGCACGAUUGCCGCCAUCACCACCACGUCCAUUGUGUACAUGUCCACCGUUGUGCUGUUCGGCGCCUGUAUAGAAGGAGUCGUCCUCAGGGACAAGUUUGGCGAAGGCGUCAGCGGCAACCUGGUGAUCGGGACCCUGGCGUGGCCGUCUCCGUGGGUCAUCGUGUUCGGCUCCUUCUUCUCCACCUGCGGCGCCGGACUCCAGAGUCUGACCGGCGCUCCGCGGCUCCUGCAGGCCAUCUCCAGAGACGGCAUCAUCCCUUUUCUCAGAGUGUUUGGCCACGGCAAGGCCAACGGGGAGCCCACCUGGGCCCUCCUGCUCACGGCCUGCAUCUGCGAGAUCGGCAUCAUCAUCGCCUCCCUGGAUGCAGUCGCACCCAUCCUCUCCAUGUUCUUCCUGAUGUGCUACAUGUUUGUGAAUCUCGCCUGCGCCCUGCAGACUUUGCUGAGGACGCCGAACUGGAGGCCGCGCUUCAAGUUCUACCACUGGGCUUUGUCUUUCCUGGGCAUGAGCCUGUGCCUGUCGCUCAUGUUCAUCUGCUCCUGGUAUUACGCCAUCGUCGCCAUGGGCAUCGCCACCUGCAUCUACAAGUACAUCGAGUUCUGCGGAGCGGAGAAGGAGUGGGGCGACGGCAUACGCGGCAUCUCCCUGAGCGCCGCUCGCUUCGCUCUCAUGAGGCUGGAGGAAGGACCGCCGCACACCAAGAACUGGAGGCCUCAGAUCCUGGUUCUGGCGAGCGUGGACGCCGAGCAGAACGUGGAGCAGCCUCGUCUGCUGUCGCUGGCCAAUCAGCUGAAAGCAGGGAAGGGUCUGACCAUCGUCGGCACCUCGGUUCAAGGGACCUUCCUGGACAACUACGCGGAGGCCCAGAGGGCCGAUCAGUCUUUGCGUAAGUUGAUGGAGACGGAGAAGGUGAAGGGUUUCUCUCAAGUGGUCAUCUCCUCCAAUCUGAGGGACGGGACGUCCCACCUGAUCCAGGUGGGAGGUCUGGGGGGCCUGAAGCACAACACCGUGUUGGUCAGCUGGCCCCGAAACUGGAAACACCCCGAGCACCACCAGCAAUUUAGGAACUUCAUCGAGGUGGUCCGAGAGACCACCGUCGCCAGCCUGGCCCUGUUGGUCCCCAAGAACAUCUCCAGCUACCCGUCCAACGGCGAGCGCUUCACCGAAGGCCACAUCGACGUGUGGUGGAUCGUCCACGACGGAGGCAUGUUGAUGCUGCUGCCCUUCCUGCUGCGGCAGCACAAGGUGUGGAGGAAGUGCAAGAUGCGCAUUUUCACCGUGGCUCAGAUGGACGACAACAGCAUCCAGAUGAAGAAAGACCUCAUCACCUUCCUCUACCACCUGCGCAUCGACGCCGCGGUGGAAGUGGUGGAGAUGCACGACGGCGACAUCUCCGCCUACACCUACGAGAAGACGCUGAUAAUGGAACAACGAUCCCAGAUCCUCAAACAGAUGCACCUGACCAAGAACGAGAUGGAGCGAGAGAUCCAGAGCAUCACAGAUUCGUCCCGCGGGUCCAUUCGCCGCAAGAACCCGCCUGCCCCGCGCUCCCGGCACAGCGUGGACGGAGGAGCCGGCGUGGCCGAACAACCGGAGGACGAGGUGCAGCUCAUCCACAGCAAGAACGCCUCCACGCCGACCAGCCCCGUGGGCCCCGGCGCCGCCGCCGGCCCCAAUGCGCCCGCGGGGGAAAGAGAGAAGGCGAAGGCCCCGGCGCCAGCGAACCCGGAGGCGGGCAAAGACCUCUUCAACAUGAAGCCGGAGUGGGAGCACUUGAGCCCGGUGGACGUGCGGCGCAUGCACACGGCGAUGCGGCUCAACGAGGUCAUCGUGAAGAAGUCCAAGGAGGCGAAGCUCGUCCUGCUCAACAUGCCCGGACCGCCCAAGAACCGCGUGGGCAACGAAAACUACAUGGAGUUCCUGGAGGUGCUCACCGAGGGUCUCAAUCGGGUCCUCCUGGUGCGUGGAGGUGGACGUGAGGUCAUCACCAUCUACUCCUGA
This is a messenger RNA of Cyclopterus lumpus (lumpfish), 3306 nucleotides long. RefSeq names its product solute carrier family 12 member 5b (gene slc12a5b). Bases 1 to 3306 code for a protein of 1101 amino acids. The record is from RefSeq and is a predicted model, not a curated record. Gene Ontology annotation, biological process: cell volume homeostasis; chemical synaptic transmission; chloride ion homeostasis. The transcript is spliced from 26 exons. Gene Ontology annotation, molecular function: potassium:chloride symporter activity. Gene Ontology annotation, cellular component: membrane. Lineage: Eukaryota; Metazoa; Chordata; Actinopteri; Perciformes; Cyclopteridae.